Hansenula ciferrii is the source of this 837-nucleotide messenger RNA. Its product is annotated as D-arabinitol 2-dehydrogenase. The transcript has a single exon. Gene Ontology annotation, cellular component: intracellular anatomical structure. Gene Ontology annotation, molecular function: oxidoreductase activity, acting on NAD(P)H, oxygen as acceptor. The record is from RefSeq and is a predicted model, not a curated record. The coding region runs from base 1 to 837 and encodes 278 amino acids. NCBI's taxonomy places the organism in Eukaryota, Fungi, Ascomycota, Saccharomycetes, Phaffomycetales, Wickerhamomycetaceae.
AUGACAUUAGAAUCCACAGAAACUAUUGAAGACGUUGUUCCAAACUUCAGAUUAGACGGAAGAAUCGCCGUUGUCACUGGUGGUGCUGGUGGUUUAUCAAUCACUUUAACCAGAGCUCUUUUAGCCCAAGGUGCUCAUGUUGCUCUUGUGGAUUUAAAUCAACAAGUUUGUGAUGCUGCCGCUGAAGAUUUAGCCUUAUGGGGUCAAAAACAAGGUUUAAACCCAUUACCAAAAAUCUCAUCAUGGAGUUGUAACAUUGGUAACGCUGAUGAAGUUGAAUUAACCGUUAACAAGAUUAAUGAACAUUACAAUGAUAUUUCAGAUUUAUUAAUUCAUACCGCUGGUUAUUGUCAAAACUAUACCGCUUUAGAAUAUCCAAAUCAAAAAGCUGCUGAUUUAGUUCAAGUUAAUUUAAUGGGUUCUUAUUACGUUGCCAAAGCUAUUGCUAAAAACUUAGUUGAUGCACAAAGACCAGGUUCAAUUGUUAUGAUUGGUUCAAUGUCUGGUGUUAUCGUUAAUGACCCACAACCACAAUUUGCAUAUAACGCUGCUAAAGCUGGUGUUAUUCAUUUAACCAAAUCCUUAGCUUGUGAAUGGGCUAAAUAUGGUAUUAGAGUUAAUUGUGUCUCUCCAGGUUAUAUCUUAACUCCAUUAACUAAACAUGUUAUUGGUUCAAAUGUUGAAUUGAAAAACACUUGGGAAUCAAAAAUUCCAAUGGCAAGAAUGGCUAAUCCACAAGAAUUUGUUGGUGCUAUCUUAUAUUUCGGUUCUCACAAUGCUUCAUCAUAUACUACUGGUGAAAAUUUGAUUGUUGAUGGUGGUUAUAGCUGUUGGUGA